Musa acuminata AAA Group (dessert banana) is the source of this 1592-nucleotide messenger RNA. Its product is annotated as protein trichome birefringence-like 28. Gene Ontology annotation, cellular component: Golgi apparatus. Gene Ontology annotation, molecular function: O-acetyltransferase activity. The coding region runs from base 1 to 1473 and encodes 490 amino acids. The transcript has 5 exons. The record is from RefSeq and is a predicted model, not a curated record. NCBI's taxonomy places the organism in Eukaryota, Viridiplantae, Streptophyta, Magnoliopsida, Zingiberales, Musaceae.
AUGGCGCUGCUCGAAUCCCGAACGUCCAGCAUGAAGCACACAUCACCCUUCAGCAAUCGCCGGAGGAAGGGCAAGUACUCUGCCUUCGUCCUGGUCGUCUCGGUGGUCCUCUUCUGCACCUUCGCGUACGACGGGGACGUCCAGUCGAUCGCUGAGUAUGAUUUUGGCAGCGGAGCUAAUCCUUCGGGCAUCGCUCACCAAGAAUUCGCCGUAGCUGAGGCAAGCAGAAAGGAAGACCAUGAAGCCAAGAGGAGGACGGAGACCUCAGAGGGUGACAUGGUCCAAGAGCAGCCGACAGCGCCGGGAAUUGCCAAGGAAGACGUCGUGCGAGUGAUGGAGUCACCGGUGGCUACAGGAGCUGUGCAUGAAGAGGCCGCCAAGGAGGCCGAGCGGCAGCCACGAGUAGUCCUCGACGUGCCGGAGAGUUGCGACCUGUUCACCGGCCGAUGGGUCUACGACGACGUGAGCUACCCUAUCUACGAGGAGCAGGAGUGCCAGUUCUUGACGGAGCAAGUGACCUGCAUGAGGAACGGCCGGCGCGAGGACAGCUACCAGAAGUGGCGGUGGCAGCCCCAAGAUUGUUCUUUGCCCAGAUUCGAUGCGAGGGUGAUGCUGGAGAGGCUGCAAGGGAGGCGUCUCAUGUUCGUGGGCGACUCCCUGAACCGGAACCAGUGGGAGUCGAUGGUGUGCCUCGUCCAAUCCGCGGUGCCAUGGAACAAGAAGACCCUCACCAAGAACGGCUCGCUCAACGUAUUCCGGAUCGAGGAGUACAAUGCGACCGUGGAGUUCUACUGGGCACCGUUCCUGGUGGAGUCGAACUCCGACGACCCGAGGAUGCACAGCAUCCGUAACCGCAUCAUCGAUCCCAAGUCGAUCGCGAAGCACGGCAAGCACUGGAAGAACGUGGACUACCUCGUCUUCAACACCUACAUCUGGUGGAUGAACACCCCAACCAUGAAAGUCCUACGAGGAUCGACGGAGUACGAGGAGGUGGAGCGGGCAUCGGCUUACAGGCGAGUGUUGAACGCAUGGGCGAAGUGGGUGCAGAAGAACGUGGAUCCCAACCGCGCCAUGGUGUUCUUCAUGAGCAUGUCACCCAACCACAUCAGGAGCACGGACUGGGGCAACCCGGACGGGAUCAAGUGCGCGUUGGAGACUCAGCCGGUGGCGAACCUCUCCCGCCCGCUCGACGUCGGCACGGACUGGCGGCUGUUCGCGGUGGCGGAGAACGUGAUCGGGAGGAUGAAGAAGGUGCCGGUGUCGUUCGUGAAGAUCACGGCGCUGUCGGAGUACCGCAAGGAGGCGCACACCUCCGUGCACACGCUCCGGCAGGGGAAGCUGCUGACGGCGGAGCAGCAGGCCGACGCCGCCACCUACGCGGACUGCAUCCACUGGUGCUUGCCGGGCCUGCCGGACACCUGGAACGAGCUCCUCUACGCCCGGAUAACCUCCUCCCCGUGGCGCGACGACUGAGAGCCGACGGCAACCAUCGUUGACACAUAUUUCUUGGAAUUUUUCCUUCUUUUGUGGAGAUUCUUCUCUGUAACGUAAGUGUCAACUAGACUUUCUUGUGUCAAAGCAUGCUUUACACC